CGAGAGAGUCCAGAGGGAAGGGGUUAGUAGCCCGUCUCACACGACUCGCAUCAACCCGGUCGUGCCACCUUCGCCAACCCGUCGGCCCCUUGUCGAUCAACCGCUUUCCUAUCUUUCUCUUUCCCUUUUCCCCUCAACCCUUCCCCCUGCGACGCCCUUCGACUCUGCUGCGUCGACAGCACCUCGCGCUCGAGUCGUGGGUCUCUCCCCACUCUCCCAUCUGUCUAACACCUGCUCCGUCUCGAAUCCCUUCGACACACUUCCUUCGCCUUAUCUCUCCCUCACCAUGAAUCUCUAGGCAGGAGAGGCCAUGGCCACAGAGUGACCAUAUUGAGUCUCGACGCCGUCUCGCCGCGCCCUCGUCAUUCUUUUCCCUUCGCUUUCCUUCCCUGCGCUUAGGGAGAUUUUAGUGUCGUUAAGGAAAGAUGAGCGGCCGAACACCGGUUCGCUACGAGGCCUCCAAGGCGGCUGGAGAAGAAGGCCGGUCCGAAGGGAGCGGUAGUAGCUCGCAAUGGGUCGGCGCAUUUGAGCGCGUCAUGGGCGACCAACCGCAGGAAUCGUUUUCGGCCUCAAAGAGCCGGCCAAGAAUCACACCGAGGAGCUCGACAUCGAUGUUGGGCAGCGGCAUGCCCACGCCUCAACCCACAACAGUUGCGCCUAUCCCCGUUGCCCCGUCAUCCUCUUUCAGUCCGUCUAAUGCCAGUCCAAGCUCGCAUCCGCCAGAGAUGAACAAGAGGCAAACCCGAUCGAGGAGCUCGAGGCCCGGCGGCGGUGGCGAAGAGGCAGCAAAGAGACGGUCAGAGCUGCCCGCAUCGCAGGUUUCUGGGCCGCCCCUCAUCGUCGUCUCCGAGACCAGCAGCCUGCUGCUGGAUGAUGUCUACCUCAACCACGCACCAGGCUUGCUUCCCGUCAAGAUCCGCAACGUCGAUGAGUCGAGCAGGGUCCUGGUCAGGCUGGGUUCAGACCUCGGACGGGGAUUGGCAUUCAUGAAGAGGAAGCGCACAGUCGUUUCUGAAGGCAAAGAAGCUAUCGUCUUUCCCUCCAACACGGCAAAGUGGGCCAUGGCAGACGGGCUAUCGCCGUCGAAGCUUCGAGAGCUGCGACACAUGUCGGCCAACCUUGAGUCUGCCGACUCAUUGAUCCUCGAUCCUGGCGGCGUGGCUGAUAUCUUUGUCUCCUUUCGACCUGUCCAUUUCGCUCCGCUUCAAGACAAGGAUACCAACGCCACUCGUCGCCAUUUCUUGGCACCUCCUAAAUCGCCUGUCUUUGAUGGCACGUCUUCGCCACCGCGAACGACGGAUGAAAGCAAGCGGCAAGUGUCCUCGUCGUCGUCAUCCUCGGCUUCCUCCAUUGCCGAUGCUCAGCUGCAUGACGGCCGCUCGGAUCUCGAGUCCGUCGAGUGUCCAGCAUUCGACACGACGGGCACUGUCACCAUCAGAGCCUGGCCGCUUCCCCCGCUGCCGAGCGAUCUAUUGUCGUCAGCAAGCACGGCACAAGCGCUGGCACCACACGAAGGAACUCCGCCUUCUUCGGGGGCGAGCAACCUCUCGAGCUCGUCUUCGAGACCGGCUUCAUACUACAGCUCGACCAACGUCACUUCUGUCAGCGGAAAUCCUGGCGAAGAGGACAGCGGUGACGACGAUCAAUGUCAGGUCUUCUCCCUCCCCUUCUUUGCCCGUUCUUGUCGGCCUCAGCUGGGCGUGCAGUUGGGAGACACUGCCUCGAAGAUAACGCCAUCCUCUUCGCAGUCGUUUCAUGACAGCGAUGAUGACCACAGCGUUGCCCUGUCGGCCUCCACGACGACGACGACGAGCAACAACAGCGCUCUCAGGAGCCAGGUUCUCCCACGGCGAGCUCAGAAUCACGGCGCUAUUCCGAUGGACUUUGGCGACAUUUUUGUUGGCGACGAGGAGGAGCACCAUGUUGUCCUCGUCAACCAGUCGGACAUUGACAUCUUUUGGCAAGCUAAGCUUGACGAUGCCGAUCCUGCCAUCUCCUUCCUUGACGACGAUGGCAGACUGAUCGAUGUUGUCAACGCGGCCGACGACGAUGGCGAUGAUAUUGGAUCGAGCGUCGCCCAAGCGUCCGCCGCUGCCUCGAACAAUAACGAUGGCAGCCAAAAAGCUACUUCCGCCUCAUCAACGACCCGACGUGGCGGCUACAAACCGCACAUCCUCCAUGCGCGGUCCUCCAUGCGGUUGCGCAUCGCAUUGCAUCCCCGAGAGCCCUGUCGAGACUUUGAGCAAGUCGUCACAUUGACCAACAUGCACAACGCCUCGAAUAGCGUACGCAUUUCGAUUCGUGCAAACAUGCUCGGAGCCGCAGGCGACAACGGUGCUUUGGCGGUCUUGUCUGGCGACGUCAUCGAUUUCGGCGAUUGUGCAGGGGGACACUGGACCAAGCAGCUCCUCGUGCUCAAGAAUAUUUGCGAGGGCGCCCUGGACGUGCACUUUAGCGUCGACAAGGGCGUCGAAGCCGAAUUUCAGCUCGCCGAGCUUCUGCAGCAGUCGUUUGAUCAAGUUGUCCAGGAUGAGCCUCCGCAUAUCAAGCAGGGUGAAGACGAAGACCGUGAAGAAAAGGCGCGGAGAAAGGAAAGAUUGCUGCAGCUCCAAAAUGAAGCACAGGCUCAAGAAGCAGGAAAAACACCAACGUCACACGCUCGCGAACCUGUACCAAGCGAAGAGCCUCCUGUCCUCGACCUGUGCUCGACGACAUCCAGCAGCCAAGGCGUGAUCACUGGCAGUGGAGGCGUCGAAGACGAUUCGUCAAAGGAUGUCGAUGCGUCGUCGGUCGCUUCACAGGCUGGCUCACUUCCUGGCUCGCCCGUGGCUGGUCCCUCGAAGCUUCAUGAUGGUCUGGUCCUGGAGCCACCGCCGCCUUCCGAGAGUGGCAGUGGUAAGGCAUUCGGCAGCGACGGAGCCUUUCGGAGCCGACCGACUUCUGGUCUUUUCUCUACGCAUCACCAACACGCAGGAGGCCUCUUGCAUCAGUAUCACCAUCAGCGCAUGACCGGAGGCGGCGAUGACAACCUGUCUGGCUCAACAACACCCUCCUCUCAGGCUCCUCUGCACUAUCACGAGGGCGCCCACAUGGAGAUCAGCAGCACAGAUGGACUUGACGACGGGCCUGGAGGCGCCAGUGCUGGGGCGAGCGGUAGCGUAGCCGAGUCGUCCAAGCACUCGCACGCCUCUUCGACCCAUCAUCAUCGGCAGCAGAUUGGUGUUCGCUCUCACAACGGCGGUGCCGUGGCCCUUUCCGGGCUGAGAAAUGUGGAGCAGCCUCAUCGAAAUCAGCUCGAGGAGCUCAUCCUCAAGCCUGGAGGCGAAUACCGAGUCAUUGUUUCCUAUCGUCCACCAAGAAAAGAGCUCUCCGCGUCGUCGACAGAAGAAGAACUUCUGUGGGCGGGAAGGCUAGUCGAGAGGGCUUUUCGCAUCUCGCUCGACUAUGCUCGAACAAAGUCGUCGGGUGUGCGCUCACGAGGCGGACGAGAGAGGAAGACAGUCAUGUGCAGGACAAGAACGUGCACGUCACUCAUCACCCUCUCGCCGAAAUCUGUCGACUUCGGAGAGGCAAACGUCGGGACCAAGCGGUCCGAGCACAUUGCAGUGCGCAAUCUCUCUGAGCUGACAGCUCGCGUCGAUGUGCGCUUCGUCAGUAAGGUGCUUAGCACAUACAGGGACGAAGUGGCGAUCCCGGCUCUUCAGACAGUCGAGCUGAGGCUCGAUCUCUUUCCUCGACGAGUCAACGAGUCCUACCGCAAGCAGGUGACAGUGGCCAAUCUGCUCAACCGCCACAAUGACCAGAUCUUUGAGGUUCGCUCCAAAAAUGUGGACCGUCAGCGCGUAAGCUUCCACUCGCUAUUUUACCGUAUCCUCACACCCACGGGCUCCAACUUCAUCGACUUUGGCGACGUCAACAUUAAUUCGACGAGGGUGCGGACGUUUUCGAUUGAGAACCUUUCCGACAAGAAGCUAUCGCUCGAGAUGUUAGCAGCGCAUUCAGAGGAUCUCCGACUGUUUGUCAAGAAGGUCGAGAAGCCAAAAAAUGGUGCAGAUGAAAAGCAGCAGACGCGAGCGCAACAAGCAGAAGACAGCGCUCAGCCUGAUCAGGUCAACACAACAGCGACUCCAUUUCCAAAUCGUUACGCGGAGCUCGAAGCUGGCGACGCGCCAUUGGAGUCUGGAUCCAAGCGAGGAGAGACAUCUUCCAAGACGCUGCUGAACGGCAAAUCUGGCAGGACGGGUGCCGACCUCAAGGAGCGUUUCCUAGAGACAAUGAGUCAAGACUCGCCAGCUCCAGCUCGACGAGAGAAUGCUACGUGGCGAGGUGUAGCAAGCAGCCAUCAUCGGCUUGGUAACGCAGGGAAGAAAACGGACGGCCAAGGUCCAUCAUCGCGUCAUCAUCAUCAUAAUCAUCAACGAGAGGAAAAGAGGGACGGGGGAGGCGACGGUGAUCAUGCCGCACCGUUGGUCAAGCCCAAGCCGACGAUCAACCUCGUCUCAGCCCUGAAGAAGGGAGCUAAAGGUCGGCUGACGGCGACUUGGGGACGAGGUAUCACUUUCAAGGAUCGAAGCCUGAUCUCGGUCUUCGAAUAUCUUGACUUGGCAUCAGGGCCUCCGGUCGACAGCAAGAGGAUACCGGCAAAAAGCAAGCGUUUCCAAUUGCUGGAUGCCAUCGAGGCACCUUCUUCUUCCCGUCCCAGCAAAGGCGCUGCUGCGUCUUCGAAGCAACCCAAGGCACCUUUACCUCGACUACCAUCUCCUCUGGCCAAGGACAUUCAUCGCAAGGGAAGCGCGGCCGCUGACAAGGCCGAAGAAGUUGCCAAACAGACGUCCGCGAAAGCGGACGCUCCGGCCUUGACGGGCAAGCGGAAAGCCGAGCCAGUCUUGUCGAACCCUAAGGAUGUCUCCAAGCUCACUCUCGAUGAGCUUGUGUCGGCUGUUGAAGGGCAGAGCAGCAGCCUGAGUACCUUUUUCCUCGGCAACCCUCUCGCGGAAGAGCAGAGCGUCCGGACAGAAGUUAAUCUCGAGCGAGGCCUGCGCGACGCAAUCGAAGCAGGACGGUUGGAACCUGUCGAGGUUCUGACGGUAGAUGCGCGAUCCGAGAGGCAAGUCGUUGCCGUCUAUACGCCCAACGGGAGCACAAGGCCGCACAUUCAGGGCAACGCUCGCAAGCAAGAUAGUCGAAUUUUCUUGCGCCUCGUCGACUUUGACAGAGAGGGACUGCGACGGUCCGACGACUUUGCCAGCAUGGCUGAUCUUGAUGCCGACGAGCUUCCCGUGCGCGAUCUCAUGAUCCGAUCCACAACAUGUCGAUCUCUGGUCGAGCUCGGUCAGCCCCACAUCAACUUCGGUCAGCUUGACAAAGGAGAGGCAAGGACACGGCGCAUCCUGAUUCAAAAUAGGAGCGAAUGGGCUUUGCGUUUCUGCAUCCGCAAAAGCGGCAGCAUCGCCAGCGGAGAUAUCAAGCUCAGCAGUAGCGCCCGCUACGGCGUCGUACCAGGCCAUGGCAAGCGCGAGGUCGAGUUUGUCUUUAGUCCCAGCUUAACGGGCCAGUUCCAGGAACGCCUCGUUGUGGAAAAUGUUGCCGAUCGCGACCAGGACCAGACCGUUUGGCUCAAGGCGAAUGUUCGAAAGGUGCCCAAUUUCGCUGUCUUGCCCACCGGCCGGCUUGACUUUGGUGAAUUGGCCUUGGGCAAGCUGUCGCAGGCCGAGAGCAUUGUGGUGAGCAACACGACGGCAAAGGCAAGGACAUUUGUCCUGGCCCUCGACACGCGCCAACUUCGAGUUCCUCUGAGCUCGGCCGUCGCCGAUUUUGAUCUCAUUGUGGCUACGUCGAAGGAGCCUAGCGAUGCGCGCUUGGGCACCCUGUCCAAGGCCGAAGAGGAAGAGGUGGAGCACAUCUCGCAGAAGCUCAAGAUCGCAAGCCGCAAGGGACAGAAGGACAAGGUAAAGAAGUACGAGGGUCGCCUGACGGAGCUCGGAAUUGCACUUCCCUCCUCGUCGUCGCAGCCCUCAGAGGCAGGUGCGGAGACGCGCGAGACAACAGAGGAGCCCAUCGAGAUUGAACAAAAUGCCUCAGGCGACGCCGAAGAGGCUGUAGAGGAUGCAACGACGCGGCUCAAAAGAGUGUCGAGCACCGUCACCUUGGGUUUGGGUCCUGGGCAGGGAAAGAAGCUACUUCUGCGCCUCCGACCUCGUCUCAAUCCUUCUGCUUCAGCACCUCCGUCCCCGAAUGAGCGCGAGCAAGGUCAUUUGUCGGCUCAGGUACGUAUUCACGAGAUCAAGAACCAAGAUGAAACAAAGAUCGUCGAUGUCUGCGCCAGUAUCGAGCAAUCUCCUUCGUCGUCGUCCUCAGAACCAAAUCUGGAAGAGGAACUCCCAAGAGACGUCGUCGGCACCGUCGUCUUCUCGCCAGAAGAAUAGGGUUGCGCUUCUCCCAUUCUCAUCGCAUCCGUCGCGGCCUCAUCUCCCCCUCCCCCUUUUUGCCCAAUUCCUCCUUGAAUUCUCUCCUUAAACUCUCCCCUUCACAGCAGAUCUAGAUCCCAAGCCAAGCAGACUCCAAAUUUACACAGCACAGCAAUAAUGACAAUCUUGAUGACACCAC
Acaromyces ingoldii is the source of this 6606-nucleotide messenger RNA. RefSeq lists its product as hypothetical. The coding region runs from base 426 to 6425 and encodes 1999 amino acids. The transcript is spliced from 2 exons. NCBI's taxonomy places the organism in Eukaryota, Fungi, Basidiomycota, Exobasidiomycetes, Exobasidiales, Cryptobasidiaceae. The record is from RefSeq and is a predicted model, not a curated record.